Molecule: messenger RNA, 1631 nt
Organism: Acipenser ruthenus (sterlet)
Lineage: Eukaryota; Metazoa; Chordata; Actinopteri; Acipenseriformes; Acipenseridae
Product: U1 small nuclear ribonucleoprotein C
Exons: 7
Coding region: 148-696 (182 amino acids)
Biological process (GO): spliceosomal snRNP assembly; mRNA 5'-splice site recognition; mRNA splicing, via spliceosome
Cellular component (GO): U1 snRNP; nucleus
Molecular function (GO): pre-mRNA 5'-splice site binding; zinc ion binding
Source: RefSeq, a predicted model, not a curated record
CGUGUUGGAAGCGCGACCUCGCCGCGGCGCUGUAACAGUUAAGCGCAGAUAAACCCGGACUGAUAAACCCGGACUCUCUCACUUUAAACUAAGCAGUUCCGGGCCGACAGGAAAGCUGCCUUUGCUGGUGGAAGCGGAUGUUUGGAAAUGCCGAAGUUUUACUGUGAUUACUGUGAUACGUAUCUAACGCAUGACUCGCCGUCUGUCAGAAAGACUCACUGCAGCGGUCGCAAACACAAGGAGAAUGUGAAGGACUACUACCAGAAAUGGAUGGAGGAGCAAGCGCAGAGCCUCAUUGACAAAACAACUGCUGCCUUCCAGCAGGGCAAGAUCCCGCCGUCUCCCUUCCCCGGAGCUCCACCCCCUGGUGGCGCUAUGAUCCCACCACCUCCAAACAUGAACGGCCCUCCUCGCCCUGGGAUGAUGCAGGCGCCCCCUAUGGGUGGUCCUCCAAUGAUGCCGAUGAUGGGACCCCCUCCACCUGGCAUGAUGUCUGUUGGUCCAGACUCUAGAAAAGAACAGCUGAUCCGAAUUGGACCAGACUGUCGAAUCUUCCCGCGCUUCCAUAUGGAGUCAGGGAUGCGGCCUCCGAUGGGUGGGCCGAUGCAAAUGAUGCAAGGACCCCCCAUGAUGCGACCGCCCUCUCGACCCAUGAUGGUGCCCUCCAGACCCGGCAUGGCACGGCCUGACAGAUAAACACGCCAGAGUGGAACAUUCAAACACGUUGCAGUUGCCCUUCCCUCAUACACUGACUGUACCACUGGCUAGCUGCUGGUCCACAAAAUGAUAGCAGAUACUCAAUUACACUGGGUUAAAUCCAUCUUGGCAUAAAGGGUGCAGACAGCAAACCAGUUAAUCCCCUUCAGUAAAGAAUAACGAAUCUGCAGUGUGUCUUAAACACUCUCCUCACUGUUCAGCCAGUUACUCCAUAACAAAUGCAAGUCAUUUCAAUUGCAAGCCGAGUCAUGACAACUUGCAAGUAAUCUGGAAAUUUGGCUCUGCUACUAAGAGCUGCUAAUAUCUAGUGAUCAUUUUUUGUGUCUCCAACUAUUAUUAUUUUAAUUUAAAAGCCCACCAUGUACUUUCUGAAUCACAAGUGACUUCUGAUGCACAUAAUGGAGCUUAUUGUCUGCAAGCUAUUUUCAGAUGCCAAACAUGUGACUGAUGGUAUUCACCAACGAAUAAGCCAAAAGCACUCUUGCUGUCUGCAGUAUCCUGAGUGCAUAUUGGAGCACCAUGUUUAACCUUGGUUUGCAUGCAAUACAAAACUCUUGUGUAUACGUUUUGUAUGCUGUAGUAAAGCCAAACUCAACAUCUGUAGUCGUGUGAAACAAACAAAAAAAAAAUGUACUUGUAUUUUUGAGCAUCAUUUUACAAAUUUUACUGAGUCUUUUCUCCCUUAAAGAUACAUCUCCACACUGAUCAGUAGUGGAAGUCUGGGCAGUUUCUUAUGUGCUGUGUUGUAGUGUAUGGUGGGUUUUUUGGUUUAGUUGUUCUUACAGUUUGUAAAAACCAUCAGCUCAUGCUUGUUUAAAUCUGGGGUUUGUUCAUUUUAAUAGAACAUUUUUUAAAUGUAUGCUUUGUACUGUAAGUUGAUGUUGUGGAUUUUUGAAUAAAACAGAGUUCCAGGG